AUAAAAUUCAUAAGACGUAAUAUUUAUAGAAUGUUUGUAAAUAUAAACUUGACAAAGGAAUAAGUUUCUCAUUAUUAUUUAGUAUUCCUCAUUCUUUAAGCGAGUAUUAGUUGAGAUGGUUGUGUUUUGAUCUUACGUCAUGAAGGCAAUUAUUUACGUUUUUUUAAGCCACUGCUUUCUUUCAACUUGUUUGGCAGAGUUGAGUGAAGAGAGAAAAGUACAAUUUGUAACAAGAUUCGUUGAUUAUUUAAAUAAUUUACCGAAUCAUGCCUUCAUAUAUGAUGACGGUGUUUUAUUGAGCGCGCAAAAAACUGAUGAAAAUAACUAUAAGAUUGAAGUAAAGCUUAAAGUUACGAGUAUUCACAAUCUUGAAGCAUACACAUAUCGUACAUGUUCUGUGACAUUGGAAGACCAUGGUGGUACCAAUAUCCAUAUAAAGGAUGACUACAAAUGUGAAGAGCCUUCACCUUCUACGACUACGGAAUUUAAUGUGGAUAACAUAGUGUAUCAAGAAAAAACAACAACGGAAGCUGGAGAACAUGUCCCUGUACAACUUGAUAAUGAAGUGCAGAGUAAUACUGCGGCGACCUCUGGGGAGCAAUUUAUCGCAAUACCAAGAGAGAAACCAGCCGCACCAUGUAUUGGGUGUUCAACCUUCGUAAACCCUGGAGCUGCGGGCGUCGAGGAGUUGGCUCUGUUAGGCAUUCGCCAUCUCAACAGGCACGAACCCGAUGUCAAGCAUGAGUUGAACUCAGUUGUCGAAGUGGAGAGGCAGGUUCAGAUUGUAAACGGUGUUAGAUACAUUAUUACGUUAAAAGUUGAUUAUAACAACUGUACGAUCGAUGUUGCAGAAACUUGUACGGUUGUAAAACCUUGUAAAAUAACAAUUUUAGAAAAGCCGUGGGUCAGAUUAUAUGAUGGAUCAAAAUAUAGAGGAAUUUUAGCCAAUAAUUGUACGGAAGAAUGGAUAUUCAGCGACAACGGUGAAGUAAUACACGACGAAAAAAAAGGAAACGAUGUUGUAAAAGUAUCUAAAGAUGAUCCAGAUAAUGAAGAUGGCGCGCAUAAAACUAUUCCAGAUUUUGAUAAAAUUGCCAACACAGGAUCUGUAGAUGAUAUACUUAAAGCUAUACAUAAUUCUGACGUACAAUCUCAGCCGGUAACAGAAAGAACCUUAUCGGAGGGAGAAGUUAAAAAUUUAGAAGAACAAAUAAUACCUUACAAUCAGUUCUCGGAUACAUCAACGUUACGUGACGAAGAAAUAACUGCAAAACCUGAAUCAGAAAACUUCAAUUCACACUCAAUCAAUAAAAUUGAAUCCAGAAAAAAAUAUUUAUCAAAUUCUAAUUCAUUUAUGUUUGAUCGAGAAGAGGAAAAAAUUAAUUCCUUAAAUAAUGAUAAGAAAAAAGCUAUCGAUGACUUAAUAAACUUUUUUGCAUCUGUUGAUUCACAUUCAAAUCAAGAAGGAAAGAGAAACAAAAGAAAUUUAUAUUUUGUCGGUGGAAAGCUAACAAAAGACAACAAUGAUCCAAUGUACAAAACAUUAGCGGAAGAAUCAUUAGCAAAAUAUUUACAAAUAUCAAAUAUAGAUGAAGAAUAUGAAGUACUAAACGUUGAAAAUGUUCAAGUUCAAGUUGUGUCCGGACAGCUUACUACAAUAACUUUUCAAAUUGUAAAAAAAGGUACGCAAUCUCUGACUCCACAGAAAUGUGUUGCAGAUGUUUGGGAAAAGCCUUGGAUACAAUUCAAAGAUAUAAAAGUAGACUGUCAACAUAGUGAAUCGCAAGAUAUAAGACAUAGGAGACAUUUACCUGGUGGCGCACUUGAGCAAAAUCCGAACGACCCCAAAUACUUGGAGUUAGCUAAGGAAUCCAUGGAAAAGUAUUUAGAAACUACCGGCAAUUCAAGACCCCACAAAGUGGUUGAAGUUGAAAAAGUUACCACUCAAGUUGUUUCUGGUACAAUGACGGAAAUUCACUUUAAGAUUUUGCCAGCUCAAGGCACAGGUGACGUCAUAAGCUGUUUGUCCAACGUGUGGGAACAAGCGUGGCUUAAGAAGAAAGACAUAGACGUCAAAUGUCAAGUUGGCGAUAGUAGAAAGAGAUCAAAGAGGCAAGUUAUUGCCCCUGGGUUAACUGAAAGAAAUCCUAAUGACCCUGAAUAUUUAGAACCAACAGGAAAAUAUAAAUCACACCAUAACAAUAAAAAAAAAUUUAGGUCGGGUACAGUAACAUUGGAAAAACUGGUACUUGAAUCAUUAGAGAAGCUUGAAAAGUCGUCUGCACAUAAACAUAAACAGAGAGUAAAUCAAAUAAUAAAUUAUUCUAGUAAUAAAUCAUCUGGACCGACAACAAUUUAUUUCGACGUGGGUUAUACGACAUGCUUAAAGUUUGAAUUAGUGAAUGAUAUCACACAGUGUAAGUUCUUAAAUGAUACAGCUUUACGGCAUUGUGUGGCACAUGUUUGGGAAAGACCAUGGUUAAAAGAUGGCAAAGAUAUAGAGGUGAGCUGUGAAGAGCGUACAAUAGAAGAAAUUAAUUCAGAGACCGCGAUGCUAUUAGCAGCUACGGCAUUAAAACACAUUGAGGCGAAGUACUCCCACCCUCGAAAACAAAAAAUUGUGAAGCUAAUCUCGUUCGGGAGACAGCUUAUCGCUGGUGUCCAUUAUAGAAUGAAAAUAGAAGUAGGCCCUACAAAUUGUAUGGUCCUUAGUCCUGAGCAUAAUUGUACGCUGGUCGGUGAUAAGGGUCCGAAUAAGAUUUGUAAUGUGAAUGUAUGGCCUAGACCGUCUGUUGACCGAUUUUUAAAUAUCCGUGUCUUCUGUGACCAUAAGACACGUAGCAAUUUUACACUUCGGAAUCAAGAGGCCCAUGUUCUUUUUGAUGACUUUCUUGAAACAUACAAGCCCGCGUAUAUUAGCAAUGAGACCGAAAAGUCAAGACGGUUUGAAAUAUUUAGAAACAACGUGAGAAUUAUCCAUGCAUUGAACAUUGGAGAUGCGGGCACGGCCACGUAUGGAGUUACUAAAUUCGCUGAUUUAACCCACGAAGAAUUCAAGAGUAAGUUUUUGGGUUUGAAACCGAGUCUACGGGAUCAGAAUCAAAUACCGAUGACGAAAGCAGUUAUACCAGAAGUGAGUUUGCCCGAUGCGUUCGACUGGCGGCAGCGCGGCGCCGUCACCCCCGUCAAGGACCAAGGCAGCUGUGGAAGUUGUUGGGCUUUCAGCGUUACAGGUAACGUCGAGGGCCAGUGGCAGAUAAAGACUGGCAACCUGCUAUCAUUAAGCGAGCAAGAGCUAGUUGACUGCGAUAAAUUGGACGAAGGUUGCAACGGUGGUCUAAUGGACAAUGCUUACAGAGCUAUUGAGCAAAUGGGAGGUUUGGAGUUAGAAGACGACUAUCCAUACAUAGGCAAGGCGCACGAUAAGUGUAUUUACAAUAAGACGUUGUCCCGGGUCACUGUCAGCGGCGCUGUUAACAUCAGCAACAAUGAGACCAACAUGGCCAAAUGGUUGGUCAAAAAUGGACCAAUAUCUAUAGGUAUAAAUGCGAACGCGAUGCAGUUCUACAUGGGCGGCGUGUCGCACCCGUGGCGUAUGCUCUGCAGCCCCGACAACCUCGACCAUGGCGUGCUCAUCGUCGGCUAUGGCGUCUCCGACUACCCUCUAUUCCACAAACGUCUGCCAUAUUGGAUAGUAAAGAACUCUUGGGGUGGGUCGUGGGGUGAGCGCGGGUACUACCGCGUGUACCGCGGCGACGGCACCUGCGGCGUCAACAUGAUGGCCAGUAGUGCUGUUGUCUGAACACUUACCACCACCAACCACUGACCACCGUCAACCACUGACAACCACUGACCACCACUAACUACCAGUGAUACCAAUAAUAGAGUUAAAUAGAAUCUGUUUUGAUCUUUAUGUAUUUUUUAGUAAUUUAAAAUUGAUAUAACUCUGUUACAAAGGACAUAGUUUAUAUUCGUUAUUAAGUCUUUAUCUAAUAAUUUAUAUUGGAUAUUGCAUUGACAAAAAAAAGAUUUUUUACAGCCUUAUGCAAUUCUCUACUCUUUAUUUCAUUUUUAUUAUAAUGUUCCAUAUUUUAAACAUAAACGGUCCUUUUAAUAAAUUCGUUGGAAAAAAAUAAACUACAUAUUUUUAUCGUUUUUCAACUUGUUUCGCUUUAUUUUGGUAUUUUCAAGACAAUGUGAUGAAAUAUCGAAUUAGGUUUCAAAUCUAGUUGUACCUAGUCUCCAAAGAUCUGUUUGUAACUAAUAAAAUCAAUGUAUUUUUUACAUAUGUAAUGUUAUGUACGUUUUUGUAAAUAAAUAUACAAAUGAAAUCGAGUGACAUUAUCUGAUGAGAUUUUUUUAUAUAAUAUAAAUUGUAUACAAUCUUUUUUAUAACUUUUGGAAGAAGUCAACAAUUUGAUAUGUUUUUUAAAAUAUAAAAUGUUAGUUCACAUAACUAUAUAACUAGUACUUAUUUAUUUUUUAGUUUCUUGACAAAGUACGGAUAAUAGUAAGAUGUAUCUAAAAAUAUUUAAGAUUUUUUCAAUUAGUAAUGAAACUACCAGUUUACGUAUUUUAAACUAGACGAUAACUUUUAAAGCAUGAAAUAAAAUGUU
Papilio polytes (common Mormon) is the source of this 4616-nucleotide messenger RNA. RefSeq lists its product as uncharacterized. The transcript has 9 exons. Bases 140 to 3802 code for a protein of 1220 amino acids. The record is from RefSeq and is a predicted model, not a curated record. Gene Ontology annotation, molecular function: cysteine-type endopeptidase inhibitor activity; cysteine-type endopeptidase activity. NCBI's taxonomy places the organism in Eukaryota, Metazoa, Arthropoda, Insecta, Lepidoptera, Papilionidae. Gene Ontology annotation, cellular component: lysosome.